AUGACAUAACCCAUCAUAACCUCAAACAUUGUUUGUAAUAUUUAAAUAUUUGAAUAAAAUGUGCAAAAAAUCCGAAAAUAAUUUAAGCAAAUCAGAGACUGACUCGGAAGACUCAAUGUCUGAAGACUCAUCCGUCUCGGUGUCGGAAGACUCAGAUCCAGAGUUUGAGCCCGACGACACUAUCCAAGAACCUGGAACCUCAAGCCAAGAAGCCCAGUACUCUGACUCGGAAGAAGAUGAAGUGAUCAAAGCAAUAAAAAGGGAAUCAGAAAAGACCAAUAACCAUCCCCCGAUAAUACGGUGCGAAGAUUUUGUCAUGGAUAUUUGCUUCCAUCCCUUUAGCAAUAUCUUGGCUGUUGCCACUAUUAGUGGUGAUGUUUGUUUUUAUAAUUACUCCAUGGAAGAAAACAAUUUACAAACCUCAUUGGAAUUACACACAAAAUCUUGCAGAGACAUAGAAUUUAGUCACGAUGGUAAAACACUCUUUUCCACAGCAAAAGACAAAGCGAUCAUGCUCAGUGACGUAGAAUCAUGCAAAUUGAAUCAAUUCUAUGAGAACUCACAUGAAGUACCAGUAUCUUGUCUGACAGUUUUGGACGAAUAUUUAUUUUGUACUGGAGACGACGAUGGCACCAUCAAACUUUGGGACAUCAGACUUCCCACUGCAAUUUACAGAUGCAAGAAAAACGAGGAUUAUAUUAGUGACAUCAUCACCAACGAUGCACAGAAGUACUUGAUAUGUUCAAGUGGGGAUGGUUCUUUAACUACCAUAGAUUUAGAAAAACGUUCCGUUUUCAUGCAAUCCGAAGAGUACGAAGAAGAAUUGACAUGCUUGGGCUUGUUUAGAACUGAAACAAAACUGUUGGCUGGUUCCUCGAAAGGCAAAUUGUAUUUUUUUAAUUGGAACGAGUUUGGGCUGCACAGUGACGCGUUUCCUGGACCUAAAUGCCAAAUAAACUCUAUGAUACCUGUGACUGAAAAUAUUGUGGUUACUGCCUGCGAGGAUGGAGUUUUACGAGCCGCACAUUUGUUUCCUCAUAGACACUUGGGUAUUGUUGGACAACACAACAUGUCAGUGGAACACCUAGAUAUUUGCAAUGACGGCACUUUUAUAGCUUCAAGCGGGCACGAGAACGAAAUAAAAUUUUGGAACAUUCAGUAUUUUGAGAACUUUGAGAAGGUCGAUCGCAAACAUAAGAAGCACGAGAGAAAGAAGGAAUUGGCACAUAAUUUGCCGUCGUCCAAAGCUGGCAACACUGCGGACUUUUUCAGUGACUUGGCUUGAAUAAUGUAUUAUAGUUUUUGUCUCGCCAAUAAUUUUAUUUUUUUUUAUUUUUUUUUUAUUUUUAUUUUUUUUAAAUUUUAAUUAGCAUUAUGAACUUAAGUAUCUAAGUUUCAACAUACAAUUUAUUUAUUUUUGUAUUUAUAUUAAACACAUAUAUUCUUAAAACAAACUACAAUACAAAUCUAUUAAAAUAGACUAAGAUCAAACGUAAUGUACAUUUGUACAGACCUAUUAAUUCUUGAUCCAACAUAUAAUGAAAUGCACUGAAAUCUUGAUAAGUACCUAACAUAUGUUAGAAUAGAAUGUAUGUAAACAAUGAUUUCUUGACAGGUAAUUGACUAAGGUAAUUUUCCCAUGGCCUAUUUGUCUAAAGUUCUGUUGGAAGGUCAAAUGAGCUCAAAUUGAAAAAGACUUCUGGCAAUUGUUUUUAAGAUUGCAAGCAUAUGACAUAAUAGUCAAAUACACACCUGGAAAGGUUUUAUUAGUAGCACAUGCUCUCUCUAGAAAUUUUGUGAACAUUCAAUGUUAAACCCUCAUGUUAAGUCUUCAGUUUUUAAUAUAGGUACUUUUUAUUUGUGGAAACACGGUUGAAUUUGACUGGUACGAAAAAUAAUAAGAACACCAAACACGAGUGAAAAAGGGUGACAAUGAUUCUGUCAUUGAUUUUUCUUAGCUGACAAAAAGUUUAAUUUUUUAAAAGAAUCUCUUCUAUUUUCAGCCUGUUGUUUAUAUAUAAAAAAACCAAACGAAAUAGUAGUUUUUAUAUUAAAACAGUAGCAGAGCAAGUGGUCCUUCGAAGCAAACGGUUUAAUCAAAUUUUUCCACCAUUCCCCAACAAUUAAUUUCACAACAACUAUCUGAAUGAAGCAGUAGAAGUUCAUUUACAUGUAUGAUUUUUGAGAAUUCUGCCUUCAGUGACAAGAUUGAGUUGUUUCAGACAGAGACAGUAACUGAUACUGAUCUGGCCAACCGAUAAAAGUAAAUUUUCUGUGCACUUAAAAUUUCAUUUUUCCAUCAAAGAUGAACUUUUGGUCUACUUUUUAAGAACUCUUGUGUAGUUAGAGUUUAUUGAGCUUAAUCAUAUGGACAUUGAAGUCAGAAAGUAGAAGAAGACAUGUUAUUUUUUGGAUCUUAAUGAGCAAAGAGGAUCUUGUUAGAAAUUGUGUAACAUGUUUAAAAUUUUAAAAAACUAAUUCUGAACCUUUAGUCUUGAGAGAAGUUCCAGAUCGUCUUUCGAAAGUAGUAGGGGACUGAUAUUCUUUCUGUUCAAAAGUAAUAAACUCGUACUUGCUAGUGAUUGAUUAUUGCAGCAAAUUUAUUGAAACUCAACAACUCAAUCUUUGAGAUGGUUUGGACCAUAUAAAGUGACUGAGAAAAUGGAAUCGAGAUGUAAAUGCUGAGGUAGAAAAAAUAGGAAGCAAAAGAAGGAAGAGAUAAUAUGGUCCACAUAAGUAGGAUGUUGCCUCACAGCAACCUAUGGAUAUUCCACUAGAGGAAAAUAGACUGUUAUUCUCUUAUUUAUACCCUCACACAUAGAUUUCAAUUUAAUUUUUGUGGCUUACCCUACUAAACACCUUUUUGUCUCUGAAUAUAUGACAUAAUAAUAUGUGUAUUGAUUAAGUAUAUUUUAUACCAGGCCGGUUGACCACGAGAUUACUUACCAAGCUCUAUCUUAGGCAUGAAAAUUGAUAUUGAUGCAGAAUUUCAGCAUAAAAGCAAUUGACUGUUGCUUCCGGUUCCAGUAGAAAUUUAAAGUAUAUUUUUGUGUAUAAUAUCCUAUACCAAACAUAAACAGCGAAUAGUUUUUGGAAAUAAUAAAUAAAUAAAAAUGAACUUUAUUUGAAUUCUGCACACAAAACAGAGUGAUCCAUAGAAUCAUGCCAGUGAGAAAAAAAAAAAAAAAUUGAUUUGACACCUGUAUGCAUGUACACACAUACACACAUGCCUAUCUUAAAGAAUUGCAUUGCAUGGAAACAAUGCAAUUAAAUAAAAUACAAAUAGAAACACAUAAAUAAUAACAAUAAAAAAUAAAAACGUAGGUAUAUCGGACCUAGAACAGGUUAAUAAAAAAAUUAAUUUAUCUGUUGACCCUUGCUUACACAAAAUAUAUCACAUGCAGGUGUAUCACGUAUAAACUUAUUAACCAUUUCCAUGCUCCUGUUUGAUGGAGAUGAAAAUGAGGGAACUUUGAAAAAUACAUAUAUCUCUUCUGAUGGCCGUUUCCACCAACUAAUUUAGGGGAGCUUUAACGAUAAGUAUUCCUUAAACUGACAUUUCUCCACGGAAGACUGUCAUUUUUAGGAAUACUUAUCGUUAAGGCUCCCCUAAAAUAGUUGGUCUAAGGUGGAAACGGCUUUUAUCUAUUAUCAGGUACAUUUAAAGUUUAAUCUGUUUAAAGGGGGUGUGAUCCAAAAAUGAGAGUUUUAGUGCAAAAAAAUCUAAGAAUAAAUAUUCAAACCACAUCUUGCUACGAUGGUCCGUUUUCGAGUUAGGGCGGUUUAAAGUUACAACUAGGCGUUUGUGACGUCACACUGGAUUUUCAGGGACAGUAUUAACACGUGUUAGAAUUCUCGAAAACAAAAGAUAAUUAUCUCCUAGAGCGAAUUGCAGCCACUCAAAUUAUAGGGUAUGGUUCACUGACGACUGAACGACCAGAAGACUGCGAUUUCGGCGGUUGUGGCAGGAAAUUGUGAUUUCCUGCAUAAUUGAUCUUCACAAGGAAUUUUCUCGGAGACUAUUUUGAAUACAGGACGGUUUUCACGAGAGAUCUUAGAAUUUUUUUCUUGAUUUAAGUAGCUUAAGUCGUUUUUUAGGCUUUUAGGGUCACACCCCGUUUAACAAAUCAGGUACAUCAAUAUUAUUACACAAUUUACACAAUAUGUUACAGAUCAAGAUUAUGAGAUAAGAUGAGGAUAGCCAGGAUAGAUACCAUGCUCUUUAAAGAAUACAAAUCUCAAAAACUUCUUCUGAAUUUUUUGAGUACAUGGAUUCCAUAUUACCGAGGCAUACUCUAAUUUUGACCUAACUAGAGCAAUAAACAGAAUACAAAAAAUAUUUAAGUUAGUAAAGUUGUUACAUGUUCUCAGUACAAAUCCAAGCCUCUUCAUGCCAUCUGCACUAAUUUCUGCACAUGGUUUCCAAAAUUGAGGUUUUUCGAGAACAAUACACCCAAGGAAAGAUUCCAGUUAUGUACUAGAAUAUUUCCGCAAGAACUCAAAGCAGCGAAAAUUGUCCCAAUUUACAUAGGCGGAAAUCACUCUGACCUGAACAAGUACCGACCAAUUUCCAUCCUAGAUACCUUCUCAAAACCUGUUGAAAAAACAAUAAAGCACCAGAUUGGUAAAUUUUGUAAAGAAGUUUGGUUCCUUGAAGAAUUCAUAAUGACAGAAUUAGACCAACCUUGAAAGAUGAUCCAUAAUCACCAACUUAGGGCAACCUUACUGUGAUCUUUCCAUUAUAUAGGGCUUCGCAAGACCAAGACCAAGACUCGCCAGUCUUCGUCUUGGUCUCGAAAAAUAAAUGCGGUCUUGGUCUUGAUAGUCUUGAAAAAAAUGUAUAUCAAAUUUUUAAACUUCUUCCACUACUUCAAUUACGCCUUAUUUUUUUUUUAAUAUAGGUAUUAAAUUUUGUGUUUCUUCUGUAGAGAGUAGAGAGC
Molecule: messenger RNA, 4940 nt
Organism: Ceutorhynchus assimilis (cabbage seed weevil)
Lineage: Eukaryota; Metazoa; Arthropoda; Insecta; Coleoptera; Curculionidae
Source: the annotation of a GenBank genome assembly